Molecule: messenger RNA, 11972 nt
Organism: Coregonus clupeaformis (lake whitefish)
Lineage: Eukaryota; Metazoa; Chordata; Actinopteri; Salmoniformes; Salmonidae
Product: reelin-like
Biological process (GO): central nervous system development; neuron migration
Molecular function (GO): lipoprotein particle receptor binding
Source: RefSeq, a predicted model, not a curated record
GAGAGGUAUUUAAACCGCGGAACAGGACAGCAAAGACUAGCUCUGAACUCCCACAGAGUGGAAGGAAGAGAGAAGAGAGAGAAAGAGAAGAGGAGGAACAGAGGAGAGAAACAGAGCGCUACAGUCUGCUUAUAACCAACCCCACACACAUUUACACACACUGUCUUCAGAACCCAGAACGCAACCAGCAUCUCAACCAGAUUUUCUCUCUCUAAGUCGACCCAUUGUGGACUCCAGCCCUCAAGCCAUCUUACUGGAACUCUACCUGUGACUGCCUUUCUCCACACACCACCACUCUCACCCCUCUUCUUCAUCCCUCUCCCUCGUUCCGUCGUUUUUCAGGGCGAUGGCACGGGCCUCUUUCGGGGGUGCCCUCGGCUGUGCCCUGCUGGCCCUGGUGUUGGGGACCGGUGUGGAUUUGGGGAGCCCCCCAGCAGCAGGCUUCUACCCCCGCUUCAACCCCUUCUUCUUCCUGUGUACCCACCAUGGGGAGCUGGAGGGGGCUGGGGUGGCCAAGGGAGGGGGAGAGGUGCUCCUCACCCUACAGAUCGCUGGGAACCCCACCGCCUACACCCCCGGACAGGAGUACCAAGUGACUGUCUCCACCAGUACGUAUUUUGAUGGUCUGCUGGUGACCGGUCUCUAUACGUCCACUCCUGUCCAGUCUGCUCCUAUCCCUGCUCCUGCUGCAUUCGGCUUCGGUGUGAUGCCGGAGCAGCGUCAGUUUAGGACUCAGUUUGUGUGUAGUGUCGUGGCAUCUCAUGUUAGCCACCAGCCCUCCACCAGUCUCAGCUUCGUCUGGAUCGCUCCCCCGCCCAGCACCGGCUGUGUCAACUUCCUGGCCACUGCUACACAUCAAGGACAGAUCAUCUUCAAGGACGCUCUUGCCCAGCAGCUGUGUGAGCAGGGAGCACCUACUGAAUCGCCAUUGAGACCCAGUCUUGCUGAGAUCCAUGGGAACCAUGCGGUGCUGCGUGAUGACUUUGACUCCAACCUGCAGGGAGAGCUAGACCCCAGCAUUUGGUCAGAGUGUAGUAACUGUGAGGUAGGAGAGCAGUGUGGGGUUCUGAUGCAUGGCAGAGCUGUCAUCUUCUGUGAGCCCUUCGGAGAGAGAGAACUGACCACUGUACCUCUCAACACCACCACAGCCUCUAUCCUGCAGUUUGCUCUUGGUUCAGGCUCGUGUAGGUUCAGUUACUCCGACCCCAGCAUCAUCGUGUCGUUCAGUCUGAACAAGAACAACGGCUCCAAUGACUGGAUCACCCUGGAGAAGAUCAGAGCUCCAACUAACAGCAGUACAGUAGUCCACCUCCUGCCCCUGCCAGUGCGCUCCAUGGGAGAUGGGGUGCGUAUACGCUGGUCCCAGGAGGCCCCGCAGGGGCCCGAGGGCUACGAGUCGUGCUGGGGCCUGGACAACGUACUCCUGGUCAAUGCUGCUCACAGACCCCCCCUAUUGGAAGAUAAUCUGGACCCCCCAGACACAGCCAACUGGCUCUUCUUCCCUGGGGCUACCGUCAAGCGUGCCUGUCAGUCGGAGGGCAACACCCUGUAUUUCCAUGGCAACAACGAGGAGGGGGUUGGCCACACUUUCGCCUCCACCCGAGACAUCGACCUCCACCGAGAGGAGGGGCGGAGCUACUGGGAGGAGGACUUUGAGAGUCUGCCCACCAACUGGGACAUCGAGGGGGCUGUGUAUGGGACCCAUUGUGGGGAGAUAGAGUCAGGCAUGGCUCUGGUGUUUGAGAGGGAUGGAGAGAGGAAGAUAUGUACUCCCUACCUGGAUACCACCUCCUUUGGAAACCUUCGGUUUUACUUCACCAUGGGUGGUGGGGAGUGUGACCCAGGAGAGUCCCAUGAGAAUGAUGUCAUCUUGUUUGGGAGGUCAGAGGGGAGACGAGACCUUGUGCUGUUGGAUACCCUGCCAUACUCUUCUUAUAGGACUCCGUCAGUAGUGUCAGUAGCCCUGCCCACAGACCUCCAGACCCCGGUCACCCAGUUCUGCCUGGAGCAGCGGACACAUGGCGGUGCCAACCGCCACGUCUGGGCAGUAGACUUCAUGCAGCUGCUGCCUAUCCUUCCUGGCACACAAACCCAUGUAGCACAGUUCUCUAUUAACCUGGGCUGUGGGUCCUACCAGCCAGCCAACAGUGUGAAUCUGGAGUUUUCCACCAAUCACGGUCGUUCCUGGUCGCUGCUUCACACAGAGUGUCUUCCAGAUUUGUGUGCUGGCCCCCACCUACCACACAGCACAAUCUACUCCUCAGACAACUACAGCGGCUGGACUAGGAUCUCCAUCCCACUGCCCAACGCUGCCCUGACUGAGACCACACAGUUCCGCUGGAGACAGAGUGGCAUGGGUGCUGGCAACAUGUGGGCCAUAGACAAUGUGUACAUUGGUCCAUCCUGCCUUCGUUUCUGCUCUGGAAGAGGACACUGCUCCCGGACCGGCUGCAAGUGUGACCCAGGGUUUAGUGGUCCAGCUUGUGAGUUGGCAUCCCAGACAUUCCCUGCCUUCCUGUCCGAGGGCUUCUCCUCCCCCAGACUCUCCUCCUACCACAGUUUCUCCUCCCUGAGGGGAGCGGAGGUGAGUUUCGGCUGUGGGGUUCUGGCCAGUGGCAAGGCUCUGGUCUUCAACAGGGACAGCAGACGACACCUGGUGACAGCACCGCUGGACAGCUCUCAGGCCAGGUACCUCCAGUUCACUCUGCGUCUGGGAAGUCGUAGCAUCCUGAGCUCCUGUCCUGCCCCUGACCAACCAGGAGAAGGUGUAUUGCUGCACUUCUCCUCAGACAAUGGCAUUACCUGGACCCUGCUGCAACACUACGCUUAUCAGGGCUUCCACGAACCCAGGAUCGUGUCAGUGGAGCUCCCCCCCGGUGCCCGUAAGUUUGGGGUGCAGUUCCGCUGGUGGCAGCCGUACCACUCUGGGCGUGGUCAUGACGUGUGGGCGGUGGAUGAGAUCACUAUGACCUCUGUGCUGUUCAACACCAUCAGUCUGGACUUCAGUAAUGUACUGGACGUCACUCAGAGUCUGGGCUUCUACCUGGGGCACGUCCAGCCCUACUGCCAGCACGACUGGACACUCAGUUUCUCAGGAGAGCCCAGCCCAGGCUCCAGUAUCCGCUAUGUCGAGACCCAGUCCAUGCAGAUUGGAGCCUCCUACACCUUGCAGUUCUCAUUGGUCAUGGGCUGCGGCCGAGACCCCUCUCCCCACAUCGACACACAGGUCCGCCUGGAGUUCUCCACCAAUCAUGGCCUGACCUGGCACCUGGUCAAAGAGGCCUGCCUACCAGGGAUGCCCAGCUGUUCAGAGUUCACUGCUCCCAGUGUGUACCAUCCCUCUGAGUUCACUGACUGGAGACGCAUCACUCUGCCCCUGCCUCAUAGAGCAUGGUCCAGUGCCACUCGGUUCCGUUGGAUCCAGAACUACUAUAGAGAGCAGGAUGAAUGGGCUCUGGACGACAUCUACAUCGGACAGCAGUGCCCUCAGAUGUGCCACGGACACGGAUGGUGCGACCACGGACACUGCAGGUGUGAUGAAGGUUUCUCAGGUCCAGACUGCCUGGCCUCCUCUCCUCUUUCCUCCAGCGUCCUGUCAGACUUUGAGUCCCAGGAUGGUCCGCUGGCCGUGUGGCAGGAAGUGAUUGGUGGAGAGGUGGUAACACCUGACAUGGGCUGUGGGGUGGUCUCCUCUGGGUCCUCGCUCUACUUCAGCAAGGCCGGAUUGAGGCAGCUGGUGAGCUAUGACCUGGACACAGAGUGGGCAGAGUUUGUGCAGUUCUACCUGCGUGUGGGUGGAGACUGGGUAGGAUGUAACAAGGCAGACAGCCGGGAGGAAGGAGUGAUGCUGCAGUACAGUAAUGACGGAGGAAUCAGCUGGGGACUCAUCGCUGAGAUGUACUUCACCGACUUCACCAAGCCACGGUUUGUCCACUAUGAGCUUCCACUGGCCUCUAAGACCCCGUGUACCCGGUUCAGAUGGUGGCAGCCCCUACACUCUGGGGACGGCUACGACCAGUGGGCCAUCGAUGACAUCAUCAUCUUGUCAGAGAGAGAGAAACACAUCAUCCCCAUGGCCAACCCCACUAUGCCACAGAACUUCUAUGAGAAGCCGGCGUUUGACUACCCUCUGAACCAGAUGAGUGUGUGGCUAAUGCUGGGCAAUGAGGGUAUGGAAAAGGAGAGGAACGGCAGCUUCUGUGCCCCCACCCCCUCUGCCAUGGUGUUCGGGCGAUCUGACGGAGACAGGGUGGCAGUGACCAGAGACCUGGUCCUAAGACCAGGGUACACACUGCAGUUUAAGUUGAACAUCGGUUGUGAGUCCCAGUUUAGUGCAUCGGCCUCAGUCCUGCUGCAGUACUCCCAUGAUGCUGGCCGUACCUGGGCGCUGGUGAAGGAGGGCUGUUACCUAGGAUCCUCUGGGGUGGGCGGCUGUGAGGGCAGUGGGCGGGAGCUCAUGGAACCCACCGUCUACGCCACGGGAGACUACGAACGCUGGACCAGAGUUACCAUUGUCAUUCCGCGUAACGUGGCCGCCAGUAAAACAAGGUUCCGGUGGUUCCAGGAGAGUAGUGUGUACAGGGACGCUCCAGCCUUUGCCCUAGAUGGAGUCUACAUCUCUGAGCCCUGCCCCAACCACUGUGGAGGACACGGAGACUGCAUCUCUGGGGUCUGCUUUUGUGACAUGGGAUACACAGUGGAGCAGGACAGCUGUGUGCCAGCGGUGGCCAGCCCCACAGAGCUGGCAGAGGGCUUUGAGAGCAAGCUGAGCCCGCUGUGGCAGACCCUGAGUGGGGGGCAUAUCGGAGGGGGCUGUGGCACCAUCAGCAAGGGAAAGGCUCUGUACUUCAGCAGCUCUGGGAAGAGAGAGGCACGCACUGCACCUAUGGAUACGACCAACACACGGCUUGUGCAGUUCUACAUCCGUAUUGGAGGGAAGAAUGUUGGCCCAACCUGCACCAGACCUCGCUCCCGCAACGAAGGAGUGAUAGUCCAGUUCUCCACCAACAAUGGGGUGCAGUGGCAGCUCCUACGUGAGCUGGACUUUGGUUCCUUCCUAGAGCCCCAGGUGGUCACCAUCGAGCUGCCUCCACCCGCCAAGACUCCCUACACUGUGUUCCGCUGGUGGCAGCCACAGCAGGGUAAACACUCAGCCCAGUGGGCUCUGGAUGAUGUCCUGAUCGGUAUGAAUGACAGCUCCAGGACUGGCUUCCAUGAUAAGUUUGAUGGGACUUCUCCUCUGAGACACAACUGGUACCGCAUCCAGGGGGGAGAGGUCACUGUAGACUGUCUGUCUCUGGACACAGCUCUGUCCUUCAACAGCGACGCCACUGACAAGAAGCCUCGGUAUGCAGAGAGCUGGGACUUUGAGGUGUCAGGCUCCUCCUUCCUGCAGUUUGAACUGUCCAUGGGCUGCAGUAAGGCUGCCACCUCAUCCCACGGUGUCAGGCUGGAGUACUCCACAGACUGCGGGCGCCACUGGGCCCUGCUCACCCCGGAGUGUGUUCCACCUGCCAUCGGCUGUGCCGGCUACACCAUGAGCUCAGUCUACACCGCUACACAGUACAAUCGCUGGAGGAGGGUUACGGUGUACCUUCCCAGCGCUGCCAAUUCUCCCAGGACUCGGUUCAGGUGGAUCCAGCCCCACUUCAUCCCUGGGGCGGACGGCUGGGCCCUGGACAACGUGCUGCUGGCCCCUGGCUGCCCCUGGAUGUGCUCUGGACACGGACUCUGUGACAACGGACGCUGUGUUUGUGACCGUGGUUAUGGCGGGGCCCACUGCGUGCCCCUGGCCCCCCUCCCCUCCAUCCUGAGAGACGACUUCAACGAGAAACUGGCGGCGGAGCAGUGGCCCGAGGUGUACGGGGCUGAGAGGGGGACGCUCAGUGGGGAGCCCCUCAAAUCUGGCACCGCACUCAUCUUCAAAGGGGAUGGUCUGCGUAUGUUGGUGUCUAGGGACAUGGACUGCACCAGCACUCUCUACAUCCAGUUCUCCUUCAAGUUCAUCACUAAGGGCGUACCAGAGCGGUCCCACUCGGUGCUACUUCAGUACUCUGUGAACGGGGGGAUCAGUUGGCUGUUGUUAGAUGAGUUUUACUUCCCUACCUCCACCGAUACGCUGUUCCUCCACCUCCCUCUGCCCGCCAGCGCCCAGACCAACGCUACCCGCUUCAGGCUGUGGCAGCCCUACAACAGCGGUAAAAAAGAGGAGGUGUGGGUGAUUGAUGACCUGAUCAUCGAUGGCAGCUCGCUCAACAACCCUCCUGUUAUCUCUGACAGCUUCGAGGGCGGACCCCAGGACUACAACUGGCUCUUCUACCCAGGAGGCAACACUGGACUCUACUGCCCCUACCAGAAGAGUGGCCUGGAAGAGGAUGAGUCUGCCAUGGUGUUUGUCUCCAGUGAGCUGGGAGAACAUUCCAUAACCACCAGAGACAUCGAUGUCAAUGAAAACACCAUCAUACAGUUUGAGAUCAACGUGGGCUGCACGGCAGAUUCUUCCUCCUCUAACCCGGUGAGACUGGAGUUCUCCAGGGACUUUGGGGCUACAUGGCAUCUCCUGGUGCCCCUGUGUUCGGGGGGCCCCCAGCCCUCAGCCUUAUGCUCCACAGAGCUGCACCCCGCCAGCAUCUACUACCCUGGGACUACACAGGGCUGGAGGAGGGAGAUCAUCCACUUCGGCAAGCUGAGACUCUGCGGAUCCAUCCGGUUCCGUUGGUACCAGGGCUUCUACUCCAGCGGUACAUCCCCCCCUACCUGGGCUUUGGACAGUGUGUACAUUGGCCCCCAGUGCCAGGACAUGUGUAACGGACACGGGGCGUGUGUGAGGGGCACACACUGUGUGUGUGACUCAGGAUACUCAGGACCAGACUGCUCCCAACCCGACACAUCCAACUCUGAUUUCCUCAAGGAAGACUUUGAAGGAGGGGCGGUGGAUGCUGAGCGGUUUAGGCUGCUGAGUGGAGGGAAGCCUAGCAGGAAAUGUGGCAUCAUGUCCAGUGGGAACCACCUGUUCUUCAGCGAGGACGGCCUUCGCAUGCUGGUCACCAACGACAUGGACCUUUCCAACGCCAGGUUUAUUCAGUUCUUCCUGCGUCUGGGCUGUGGGAAGGCCUCCCCAGACCCCCGCUCCCAGCCUGUCCUGCUCCAGUUCUCUGUAGACGGUGGUCUGACCUGGGGCCUGCUGCAGGACUUCCUCUUCUCCAACAGCAGUAACCAGGCUCGACUGGUGGCCCUGGAGAUCCCUCUGCGUUCCCGGACCUCCUCCACACGCCUCCGGUGGUGGCAGCCCUCUGAGAACGGACACUUCUAUAGUCCAUGGGUCAUUGACCAGGUGGUGGUGGGUGGUAGUGCCAGUGGCUGGGGUCCUUUAGAAGACGACUUCUCCUCUAUGGACGGGCGUUCCUGGCUGCUCCACCCCGGGGGUACCCGCAUGCCCGUAUGUGGUUCUGACGGGGCGGCCUUCGCUUUCAUAGAGAAGUCCAACACGCGCUACGCUGUCACCACAGACAUCAGCCUGGGACAGGAAGCUUUCAUACAGUUUGACUUCUCAGCUUCGUGCUCUGUCACCAACUCCUGCUACGCCAUUGAGCUAGAGUAUUCUCUGGACCUGGGUCUGCACUGGCAGCCUCUGGUGCGUGACUGCCUCCCAACCAGUCCAGAUUGCACCUCCUACACCCUACAGAGACUGCUGGUGGCAGACACAUACAACAAGUGGGGCCGAGUCACUCUGCCCAUUCCCACCUACGCCAGGUCUCCAGCCACGCGGUUCCGUUGGUUCCAGCAGGCUCCAUUUGACAAGCAGCAGACCUGGGCUCUGGACAACCUCUACAUCGGAGACGGCUGCUCCGACAUGUGCUCCGGACACGGACGCUGCCAGCAGAGCUCCUGUGUGUGUGACCCAGAGUGGGGAGGCGAGUACUGUGAUGAUCCUUUGGCCCCCUUGCCCUCCCAGCUGAAGGACAGUUUCAGCCGGGCCCCCUCUCUCAGCCACUGGCACCUGGUGACCGGGGGAAAGCUCAGCACUGUGUGUGGGGCCGUGGCAUCUGGGGCUGCACUGCACUUCAGCGGGAGUUGUAGUCGUCAGCUGGUGACGGUGGAUCUGAACCUGACAAAUGCAGAGUUCAUCCAGUUCUAUUUUAUGUACGGCUGCAUGAUCCCGCCUAGCAACCGUAACCAGUGCGUACUACUGGAGUUCAGUCUGAAUGGUGGAAUCAACUGGAUCCUGUUGACAGAGAUCUUUUACGACCUGUACAGCAAGCCUGGAUUUGUCAACGUACUGCUGCCCCCUGCGGCCCGUCAGGAGGGUGUGCGUGUGCGCUGGUGGCAACCGACCCACGAGGGGGCCGACCACAGUGACUGGGCACUGGAUAACGUCCUAAUCGCCGGCUCUGACCUGCGGGCACAGAUCUCUGACACCUUCGGAGGGGUGGCGCUGCCCAACCACGAGAGAGCGCCCGCUGAUGGUACCCCCACGGGCAGGAUAGGCCUGUUGAAUGAGGGAGAGGAGGAGAGCACCUCAGUGAGUGACCACUGGCUGUUCAGUGAGGACUGUGCAGUUCAGAGGUUCUGUAGCUCUCCAGACGGAGUCAUGGUGUGUGGUAAUGAUGACGGCAGAGAGGUGUAUGCAGUCACACAUGACAUCGUCCCAGACAAAGGCUGGGUCAUGCAGUUCAAGAUCGCUGUGGGCUGCAGUGUGCCAGAGCGCCAUGCAGAGCGGCAGGUCCAUGUCCAGUACUCUGUGGACUUCGGUGUGUCCUGGAGGUACCUGGUGCCCCAGUGUCUCCCUGCUGACCCCCGCUGUGGAGGACAGAUCUCCCAGCCCAGUGUCUUCUUCCCUGCCCAGGGUUGGAAGAGGGCCGUCUACCCCCUACCGGACAGCCUGGCAGACUCGGCGGUGCGUUUCCGGUUCUACCAGCAGCACAGUGAUACCCAGUGGGCUGUGGAGAACUUCUACAUUGGGCCAGCGUGUGACAGCCACUGUGGGGGACAUGGAGACUGUCUGAACCAGCGAUGUCUCUGUGACCCAGGCUUCACUGGACCGAGCUGCUAUGCCAGCACUGCACUCAAGACAUCUCUGAAGGAGCGUUUUGACUGGGAGGGGGCCCCAGGCCCUCAGUGGCAGGUGUGAGGGGGCCAUCCCUGUACUGACUGUGGGGUUCUGGUGGAGGGGACCGCUUUGUACUUUGGAGGAGCAGACGCCAGGCAGGCCGUCACCGCUGACCUCGACCUCAGAGGAGCCAAGUUUGUAGAGUACUGGGCCAGGAUAGGGAGUGAAGACAACAUGACCAUGUGCCAUCGCCCUACCUGUCGCAAAGAGGGAGUGCUGCUGGACUACUCCAAAGACGGAGGUGUGUCCUGGACCCUGCUUCAUGAGAUGGACUAUCUGAAGUACGUGUCCGUAAGGCGUGAUUACAUCGUUCUACCAGAGGGGGCGCUAUCUAACGCCACGCGGCUGCGGUGGUGGCAGCCCUUCUCUGUCUCCUCCAAUCUGGCGUCACCCGGGCUGGAGCGUGCUCAGUGGGCUGUAGACAACAUCCUGGUGGGAGGGUCUGACAUCAACCCCUCCACCCUGCUCGACACCUUCGAUGACGAGGGUGUGUCCCAUGAGGAGAGCUGGAGCUUCUAUCCCAAUGCGGUGCGUACGGCUGGGUUUUGUGGCAACCCAUCCUUCCACCUCUAUUGGCCCAACAAGAACCAGGACAAAACACACAACAUCCUGGCCACCCGAGAGCUUAUAGUACAGCCUGGAUACAUCCUACAGUUCAAGAUUGUUGUGGGCUGUGAGGCAGACAGCUGUGAAGACCACCAUUCUGUCCUGCUGCAGUACAGGAAGGAUGCCAGGUCUGACUCAUGGCAGCUGGUCCAGUCAGAGUGUCUUCCCUCCUCUGUGAACAACGUCGGCUGCUCUCCCUUCAUGUUCCAUGAGUCCACCAUCUACAGUCCUGUCAACAGCUCUACCUGGACCAGAGUCACUGUCCAGCUGCCUGACCACGUCUCCUCAGGUGCCACGCAGUUCCGUUGGAUCCAGAAGGAGGGCGCUGGCGAGCGUCACGGUUGGGGGGUGGACCACAUGUACAUUGGGGAGGCGUGCCCAGGGCUGUGUAGUGGUCAUGGUUACUGUACAAGCGGAGUGGUCUGUAUCUGUGACGAGGGACACCAUGGUGAUGACUGCUCUCUGUCCAGCAGUGACCUGCCCAGCUCCAUAAAGGAUAACUUUGAGUCAGGCAGCAUGUCAGAGGAGAGCUGGCAACUCAUCCAGGGUGGCGGGGUGGGAAGUGGGUGUGGCCAGCUCUCUCCCCACGCCCACGGUGACUCGCUCUACUUCAACGGCUGUAAGAUGAGGCAGGCUGUCACCAAGCCACUCGACCUGACACGAGCCAGUAAGAUCAUGUUCGUCCUGCAGAUAGGUAGUGUGUCCCAGACAGACAGUUGUAACACUGCCCUGGACCAGCCUGACACAGUGGACAGGGCUGUGCUGCUACAAUACACUGUCAAUAAUGGAGUGAGCUGGCACGUGAUCGCCCAGCACCAGCCCAAAGACUUCAUCAAGGCCCAGAGAGUGUCCUACAACAUCCCACUAGAGGCAAGGGUUAAAGGGGUGGAGCUGCGGUGGUGGCAGCCGCGUCACGACGGUGUGGGACAUGACCAGUGGGCGCUGGACCAUGUGGAAGUAGUUCUAGUCAGCACUCGUAAACAAAACUACAUGAUGAAUUUUGCCAGACAGACCGGCCUACGCCACUACUACAGCCGGAAGAGGCGGGCACUGCCACAACAGCGUGCCUAACCUCUCAGAACAGGAUUCGUCCUACGACCUGUCAAUCACACAUAUGACCUACCAACCAACCACAUUCCUUUCUCCUGAUGACAUAUCGCCCUGUCGAGUCCCACCCACCAGCCAAUGGAUUCCAGUCAGCCUUGGACCACACCCCCUCCUUCUCCAACCUUCCAAUCCCCACUCUGCUAGACAUCCCAUCAGUUUACGCUGCCAAUCAGAAGCCUUCCCCACCCCCAUGUUAUGGGAAGGAAGGAGACGUGAAGGAACAAAGGCGACCAUUUUGUUGACCUUCCAUGGACUUUUGGGUUUCUAGUUGUUUUCUAAUCAUUGCUGUACAUGGUUAUUAUGAUAUGAUGAUUCCCUGUUCCAGUUGCGAUACGAUGAUGAUGAUACUACCCCCUGGCUUUCCCCCUGUCACCCCAUCCUACCCACCUCCUAGUCUUACUACUACCACACUGUGAAGUUAUUCUGAGAAAUCACUAAUGACCAGAGAGCAUAGAGUUGGAUAGAGGGCACACUGUCACAGAAGUGAUAAUGGCAAAGAUAGGGGGUGAGCCCUCUUUCCAACUCUAUGCCAGGGAACUGGGCUAGCUGGAUGCCUCCAAGAUCAGCUGAGCUGCGAGAGGGAGGAAGAUUCCUCUGCUUCGCACAAGUACCUGAGGAGGAGGAUGAGGAUCAAAACAGUGAUAAGGAUGCUAAAAAGAGUACCGUGUUCUUGCUGUUCUGUUCAGUGUGUGUGUGUGUGUGUUCUUUUCGUGAUGAGUUGACUGUGGUCGUGUUCCGUUCAUUCGUUCAUUCGUUUUUUACUAAUUCAUAUUGCGCUAUUUUUGGUUGGAUUUGUUUUUUUUUCUCGUUUAUCGGAUGAGGGACUGAUGGAUGAACGAAACUCUGCCUCCGAGGCAGACGGAAGGAAGGAAGGAACGAAUCGAAAAAGGGGGGAAUAAAAGACAGAAAAUAUAAAAAAAAUAAGAAAACAAUUAAAGACUGAACAAUGAUUUUUUAUUUUAUUUUAUUAUUUUUAUAUAUGUUGGUUCCCGAAAAUACAGAUAUUUAUGGUAAGCGGUUCUCCACGUAACCUAUUUAAAGAUGCACUGUGCGUGAAAUCUGUAUGUUAUUUUCUAGUGUUAAGUUAUUAGGCAGUCAUCCAGCCUCUCAAGGCUCUCGGCUGCAACUUCUCCCCCAUCUCCCCUUCUCC